UUGUGUUUUUAUUUAGGUCCUAAUAAAAUAAUAUAAUAAAAUAUAUUCUGGUAUAAUUGUCCGAUUAUACACUAGUACAUAAAAUUGCACUAAACACACAUGUCUGAACUGCAGAAAACCAUAAUGAAGAGUAAAUUGCCGCCCCGUUGUCCAAAAUCAGCAAGUGGAAAACUGGCUCCAUUUGGAAUGGCCCGUCGUAAGGAUUAUAGCCCUGUGCCGUGGCAGCAGUACUUUGAGAAGUAUGUGGACGUGGAGACGGAAAGCGGAAGGUUCAGGGUGUAUUUAUCACCAGAGCCGGACCACUCAAGCAGGCCUCGGUUGGUGACAUUGCAUGGCGGAGGGUAUUCUGGCUUGAGCUGGGCGCUUUUCACAGAAGAAAUAACGAACAUGAUCCACUGCCAAGUGAUCUCCAUGGACAUCAGAGGGCACGGAGAAACACAGGCUGACAACCCGGACGAUCUCAGCGCUGAUACUUUAGUGAAGGACGUAGAACAAGUUCUACACAAGCUGUUUGGCGAAGAAUUACCCCCCAUAGUUCUAGUGGGGCACUCUAUGGGUGGCGCUGUGGCGGUCCGAGCCGCAUUACUACCGUCACUGGAGCCCUAUGUCCACGGUAUCGCCGUCAUCGACGUUGUAGAAGGCACGGCGAUGGACGCGCUGGCCAGCAUGCAGAGCUUCCUGCGCGGCCGCCCCACGCACUUCCGCAGCAUCGAGCACGCUGUCGAGUGGUGCGUCAGAAGUGGCCAAGUCAGAAACGUGGAUUCUGCCAAGGUGUCAAUGCCGAGCCAAAUCGUUAACGUCGAGACGAACCUUCUCGCGACGAACGAGCUGGCGACGCGCACGGCGGAGGCGCCGCAGUUGCCGGCGCCCAUGGCGCUCGCGCGCGCCGCCGACUGCAUCGCCGAGGAGCCCGAGCACGCCGACGCCGACGCCGACGCCGACGCCGACUACACGCCGCCGCCGACCGCGCCGCCCACGCCGCCCACGCGCGGCGACGGGGACACCAACAUGAGAUACAAAUGGCGCAUCGACCUGUCGAAGACGGAGCGCUACUGGUCGGGCUGGUUCCAGGGGCUCUCGGGGCGGUUCCUGUCCGUGCGCGCGCCGCGCCUUCUGCUGCUGGCCUCUAUCGAGGGGCUGGACCGGGAGCUCACCAUCGGACAGAUGCAAGGCAAGUUCCAAAUGCAAGUAUUGACGCGAUGCGGCCACGCGGUGCACGAGGAUACUCCCGGAGAGGUGGCGCGCGUGAUCGCCUUGUUCCUGCUGCGGCACCGCGUCACGGAGGCCACGGAGGCCGGCGAGGCGCUGCACCUGGCCUCCACGCCCGGCUGCUAGGGGCCG
This is a messenger RNA of Cydia amplana, 1341 nucleotides long. RefSeq names its product protein phosphatase methylesterase 1. The record is from RefSeq and is a predicted model, not a curated record. Lineage: Eukaryota; Metazoa; Arthropoda; Insecta; Lepidoptera; Tortricidae. Gene Ontology annotation, molecular function: protein methylesterase activity. The coding region runs from base 100 to 1335 and encodes 411 amino acids. The transcript is spliced from 10 exons. Gene Ontology annotation, biological process: protein demethylation.